GAAGCACGCGAAAGAAAAACAAACACUUUUAAUCUCGGAUCAGAGGCUGUUGUAUCCAAGCAAGAUUGAAACCUACGUUUCGAGACACUACCACGAGAAUUGAAGUUCUUCAAAAUGAAACGAAAAAAGGAUAUGUCCUUUUUCGCGGCAGACAGUAACACAGACACAGCAGGAAGUGCAGAUUGCCACAGAGAGAGAGAGAGCCUGAGGACUUCUCAGGAGAGACUGAUCUUGAAAGUGAGGGUUCAGAGCAGGGAGAGAAAGAUGAAGGGUCGCAGAGUGAGACUGAGGAAAGAUGUGCAUCCACAAGUGCUGGAACAUCAGAUAUCAGCAAAUGCAAAGAAGAGCCACCAAUGCAACCAAACUUUAAAUUGUUUCCAAGGACCUUGAUGGGCGACCGGAGAAGGAGUUUCAAGGCAGACUGGUACAAGAUUCACCCCUGGCUUGAGUACUCCAACAUGUCAGACUCUGCUCAUUGUUACGCCUGCAGACAUUUUAGCCCUCCGAAUAGCACAGACACUGAAUUUGAUUCACCUUCAGGUUUCAAAAAGGCUACAUACAAAGAGGGGGGAUUUGCAAUCCAUGCCAAAUCUGAGCGGCACACGCAAGCAAUAAUUGCAUGGAAAGACUAUCGGAGAGCUGUGACAUCUAAUGCAACAUUGGCAAAUGUACUUAACAAAGAACAUAACACACAGGUUCAAGAAAAUCGGGAAUAUAUAAAAACCAUAGCCGAAGUGCUGCUACUUACUGCGACACAAAACAUUGCUCAAAGCGGACACAAUGAGUCAGCAGGCUCAGAUAAUAAAGGGAACUUCAUGGCAAUUCUAGAGACAAUUGCUAACCAUGACAAAGCUGUUAAAAAAAAGGUUGACUUCCAUUCAUAAUGCAAAGUACACAAGCGAAAUCAUUCAGAAUGAAGUUCUGUGUUGUCUUGCAGACAUGGUUCGAUCUGAAAUAACAGAGGAAGUGAAAAACAGUGAAGUCUUUAGCAUCAUGGCAACUUAAACAAAAGAACAGAUUUCUCUUGUAGUCAGGUACUACUUCAACGGUGCUAUCCAGGAGAGUUUUCUCCAUUUUGAGUCAGCAGAGAGGCUCGAUGCAGCAGGGCUUACUGAAAAAAUAAUUCACAUAUUGGAAAGUCACGGUCUGGAAUACAAAAACAACCUUGUAGGCCAAGCAUAUGAUGGUGCUGCUGUCAUGAGUGGUCAGCACUCAGGGGUCCAGGCUAAAUAUGCUUUUUAUAUUCAUUGCAAUGCUCACUGUCUAAAUCUAGUUUUAGUAGAUACUGUCAAAGCUGUCCCAGAAGCAGAGCAGUUCUUCUCCUUACUAGAAAAGCUAUACGUCUUCACAUCUGGGUCGUAUGUCCACCCCAAAUGGCUAGAUAUUCAAAGAGAGUUGUACGAAGGUGCACCAAGAGAACUCCAGCGAUUGAGUGACACUCGAUGGGCAUGCCGAUUUAUAUCUCUUCGUAACAUUAUGGAUAGAUUACCGGCCCUCAAGCGAGUACUGCAAGACAUAGCCCAAGAACGCAAUGGUGAGAGAUCUAUUGAGGCACGUGGUCUGCUGGCACAGUUGGAUCUAGAAUUCAUUGUGCAUCUUGUAACACUCCGUAAAGUGUUUGGAGAAACACAACUUCUCUCUGAGAUGUUACAAUCUUCAUCCCUUGACCUUUCAAAAGCUGUUGACUUAGUUGGCUCUUUAGUUCAGACAUUGAAUGACUUCCGGCACGAGUCAUUUUUUGAUAACUUGUGGGAUGAAGUGUUGAACAUUUCUGAGCAAUGUGGUACUGCAAUACAGCCAGCAGCAAAACGACCAAAAACACUAAGCUCUAAACGUGUUGAAAGCUGUGUACCGACUACUGUUGGACAGAGAGAGACGGAACAAGAUAAACACGGGUUUCGUACAGCCUUUUUCUACCCUGUCAUUGAUCAGAUGCUCAGUGAGCUUAAUAGGCGGUUUUCAAAGACAAACUGUGACAUGAUGAAUAGCAUCCAAGCUCUUAACCCCAAAAGUGAUGCAUUUCUGAAGAAGACAACUCUGUUUUCAUUUGCUCAGUUGUAUGAUGCAAAUAUUGAUGACUUGGGGCAUGAACUACAUCAGUUCAGCAGACUUUUAGAUGGGAAAAUAAAGACUGGCAUGCGGAGACCUGAUAGUACAGGUGAGCUGGUUCAGUUCAUUGAGCCUUAUAAAGAAGUGUUUUUUGAGCUCUUCAGACUCUGCAAAAUAGCAGUCGCAAUCCCAUUCAGUUCUGCUUCCUGUGAGCGUAGUUUUUCUACAUUGAAGCUGGUCAAAACUUUUCUCAGAUCCACCAUAACUGAUGAGAGACUGAGCAAUCUGGGUGUGCUUAGUAUUGAGUCAAGGAGGUCAAAGGCUUUGAAUCUUGACUUAUUUGUUGAUCGGUUUGCUAAAAGUCACAAAAACCACAGGAUUUUGUUGCUGUAAUGUGACAUUUUGGGAAGGAAACUACAGCCUGGGAUGCAGACACCCUUAUACAGUAGAGAACUGUUAAUUAUAUGGUGUUAGUGCAAAAAAUGUACUAUAACUUAAGCUGAAGCUAACUAAUGUGUUUUAUUUUGUGUAAUAAAGUUGCUGAAACAAAUACUGUCAUCGGAAUGAUUCUGUUACUGAAACUAAAAACUGUAACUAUCUGAAAUAAAUACCAAUAACUGUAGUGCAUUGUUUUCUUAAUGCGCAAUUACUUCAUUUUGUCUUUUCGUUCUGCAUUUAUUGGGCCCCCUCUCAGAAAAUUAUAAGAUGACUUUUUUUAGUGUGACAGCAAAUGGUUGAAAAAAAAGAAGACGCUGACGGCCAAAAUGAUUAACUCAAGGUUUCCAAUGGGAGAUGUCACGGUGACAACUUCCAUAUCUUGCUAACAUAAACAAUGUUUUUUUUAUUCUUGUUGUAAAGAUGAAUGGUAUAAUAGACCUAUGCAAAUACUUGUGGAGACAUGAGCACAAAUCUUUUUGAUUUGCGGUCCAAGAUCUAAGAAUCAACCUGCUGCUGUUCAAUUUGUGAACCGUUUCACACUGACUAUACAUUCAUCUAAAGAGUUUAUUUUGACUGCUUCCCAAUGUUUUAAUGGACAAUUUAUCCUGUACGAGCCAAAUAAAGUCUUAUUUCUCAGUU
This is a messenger RNA of Trematomus bernacchii (emerald rockcod), 3126 nucleotides long. RefSeq lists its product as uncharacterized. The transcript is spliced from 3 exons. Lineage: Eukaryota; Metazoa; Chordata; Actinopteri; Perciformes; Nototheniidae. Bases 1198 to 2442 code for a protein of 414 amino acids. The record is from RefSeq and is a predicted model, not a curated record. Gene Ontology annotation, molecular function: protein dimerization activity.